Messenger RNA from Aureobasidium melanogenum CBS 110374, 2265 nucleotides. RefSeq lists its product as uncharacterized. The record is from RefSeq and is a predicted model, not a curated record. Gene Ontology annotation, cellular component: nucleus. Lineage: Eukaryota; Fungi; Ascomycota; Dothideomycetes; Dothideales; Saccotheciaceae. Gene Ontology annotation, biological process: DNA-templated transcription. The transcript has 3 exons. The coding region runs from base 1 to 2265 and encodes 754 amino acids. Gene Ontology annotation, molecular function: DNA binding; zinc ion binding; DNA-binding transcription factor activity, RNA polymerase II-specific.
AUGGCGAGCGGACAUAGCCCUUACGCAUCUCCGACGGUGGUCGACCCCUCUUUAGGGCCCUACUAUAGUCACAAUGGUAACACGCAUCAACUGGGCCAUCCUGAGAUCGAUGAUGAUCUGGCCCUUCGCGCCGAGUUGAGCAGGUCGCUGGGCCUGAACCAUUCGACUCACGAAUCAGCAAACACGUCACAUCAACACUCGCCGCAACCGCAUGACGACCUGCAACAACACCACCAUGUCCAGCAACAGCAGCAACAACAACAUGCGCAACCAGCUACACUGCCUUCGCAGCCGCAACACACGUCGCCGUCGCAACACGCCGUGAACCCCGACCUCUUGCCCGAGCACCACGCGAGUCCACCGCCUGGUCAACAUACCGCCUCCGACAACAACAGGGACAAGCGAAGCAAAGUCAGCCGUGCAUGCGAUGAAUGUCGCCGCAAGAAGAUCCGUUGCGACGCCUUGAACGAGCAUGAGACAUGUACCAAUUGCAAGCGCUCCAGCUCUACAUGCGCUUUCAGUCGCCAGCCACUGAAGCGAGGUCCUAGCAAGGGCUACAUCAAAGAGCUCGCAGAGCGCUUGAACGCCCUCGAGGGUCAGAUGCAGCCGCAACAACCUGGACACGUCGACCAGGAAUUGCAGUCAUUGCUUGCAGAAGCAGCCUACACCGAUCCGAUAGUCAUCGAUCCACCAAUUCUGGCUCCUCGACCUGCUCCAGCGCCACAACACAUCCAACCUGCUGCUCAACCUCCCUCUGCUCCUGCCUCUCUCCAUACCUAUGGAAACCCUUACUCUCGCGACUCGCGAAUGUCGCCGUAUCCAGUCCAACAAAACUACCGUCAAGACAUCAGGCCCACACCCCAAUCACAACCUAUCAACACGCAACCUUUCUUCAAAUAUGGUGCAGACACUCGCCGUCACGAAAGUGUUAGUAUUCCUUUCGAUACACAAGCAGGUGCACCUAUCCUGGUUGAGUGGGAUGAAGAAGUGGUUGACGAGUAUUAUCGCACUAUACACCAGACCUUUCCGUUACUGCCCCACUCGAAACACCGCCUUCGUAUGCGCCUGGCCGAAUGUCCCCCAACUUUACGAGAGGCCUUCUUGACUGUCCUGGAGUGCACAAUGCGUACCUUUCCCUCCUUUUCAUCAACGCUGCGUCCCCAACAGACAUACGCACCUAUGAUGAAACGUGCUGCUGAAUUGCUUGCUGGUUACCCGUUCGAGAACCCAGCCACACAUAACAGCGGGACUAACCUGGUUUACCUGCAAACUCUCCUGUUGAUGGCUCUAGAAUCCGACAACCAUGGACCAGCGACUGUUAGGGGUCAAGCUGGUCCUUCGCGCGCCGAGUGGUUGGGAAGGGCUGCCGGUGUCGCAGGACAGUUGGAGAUUAACCUGGUCCGCCCGCGGGAACGCUUCGCUACCGAAGGCGACCCAGACUCUGAAGAAAGACUGUCAAGGAGGGUAUGGUGGGUACUGUUCAUUCUCGACCGCUGGCAUGCUUCCAGUACAUCGGACCUACUCAAGCUUCCCGAGAACAGUGUUGUUCUGCUACCUGAGGACCAGAUCCUACUCGGCGAAUCGACAUAUCACCUAGCACGCCUCUCAUUCAUCAUAGGGCAUCUCGCCGCCAUUCUCACCACAACAAAAACACCCGAGACUAAUGUCAUGGCUCCUUCAAAUCCGGCUUCUUCACUUCUAGGCUUGACACUAGCUGGCGAAAUCGACCGUUUCCGCGAAUCGGUAGAAAGUGUCUGGGGCUCACUGAACCUGGUUCAUCUCUCCUACCAUCACUGCCAUCUCCUCAUCAAACGCCUCAACCCCACAACAGAACCUACCGAGUUAAUCGGCCAUGCAGUCAAAGUAGCCACAGUGCUGAAUAUGCGACAAACACCCAUUACACCUCUAAACCAUCACUUUGCAGCCCUAGCAGCAAUGACCCUAUGCGAGCUCGUAGACAUAGAAAAGACACGCGCCGAAGCCAUUAGAGGCCUCGAACACAUCUCCGAAGCUCUAGGGUUCGGUCGCGGCCUGGCCGGGCACGAAAAGUCUACAGGUUGGGACUCUGCAAUUCGAGACUUGAUUGUGCAAAAAAGAAAUAAGUUGCAGUUGAUUCUUGGAGGGAUUGAACAAUUGCCGCCUGGGUUGCAGCAUUUGGCUCAUGCUUCUGCUGAGAAUGGAAGGCCUGGCAAAUUCGAUCCUACUAUGCUGACAAGGUAUGGUUACCUUACUGCUUUGGGACAGGGCAUGUUUGUUUCGAAGUGA